Molecule: messenger RNA, 1570 nt
Organism: Glycine soja
Lineage: Eukaryota; Viridiplantae; Streptophyta; Magnoliopsida; Fabales; Fabaceae
Product: mitoferrin-like
Exons: 6
Coding region: 120-1262 (380 amino acids)
Biological process (GO): transport
Molecular function (GO): transmembrane transporter activity
Source: RefSeq, a predicted model, not a curated record
AACCCUAGUUAAAAUGAAGAAGCAGAGAGUAUGUAGGGUUUAAGAUCGCGUUCCGAAACUCUGGCGAAGUUUCUCCAUUAAUUCUUCUUGUGCAUUUCUCCCACACUUUAGAUGUGAAGAUGAAGGAGUUAUCUCAGACCCAGAGUGUUGUUGUCCAUGGGAUUGCUGGUGCUGGUUCAGUGGCUUUAGCCACUGCCUUCACUUAUCCUCUCGACAGCAUCAAAGUCCUCAUUCAGGUUGGUUCCAGCACCGGUAAAGAAUUGGACCCUGCCCAGGCUUUGACGAGACUACUCUCUGUGUCCGGCAAUGCAGGUUUGUUUAAUGGUUUUGGCUGGUUGUUGGCUGGAAGGAUUUUUGGUCUGGGAGCACGAUUUGGGGUUUACGAAAUCCUGACUGCCUUUUAUAAAGAUGGUCGGGAAAAUAAUUAUUUGUUUGCUUCUGAGGCUCUUUUGGCUGGCGUGGUAGCUGGUGCCGUUGAGGCAGUCAUAAGCUCUCCAUUCGAACUCAUCAAGCUUCGUAUGCAAGUUACUGCUGCUUCAUAUGUUCCAAGCUCCAACUUUGCUUUGGAAAAGGGGGCUCGUUCACCUUUAAUUGCAAGAUUACUUCAUGGCCGUUAUCCAGACAAGAGGGCAUUGGACCUAUAUGUUGGUCUCAUCUCCAUCCUAAAAACCAAAAAUACAAACGUGACCAGUGCCUUGCUAGAGUAUCCAUGGACAAUGACAGGAUCUGGGAGGCCACCAUCAGUUUCCAAUGUCAGGAGACCAUCUGACAUUAUAUCUUUGGAAGGAUGGAGGACAUUUUGGAGAGGACUCCGUCCUGGAAUUGUCCGAGAUUCUGUGUUUAGCGGCAUAUUUUUUUCGACCUGGCAAUUUCUGCACCAAGCAAUGCUAGAUUGGAAGGCUGUAGGGAUGGAUCCUCCACCCAGGUUAAAUGAAGAAGUCGGUCCAUUGUCUCCUUUGACUGUUAGUCUUACUGCUGGAUUCUCAGCUUCAGUUGCUGCUGCUGCUUCACAUAGUUUUGAUACUACAAGAAGUAGAUCACAAUGUACUGUGCUGCCAAAGUACAUCUCCAUGGAGAGAAAGAUUCUGAAGUGGAAACGACCAGGAACCAAGUUUGAAAGAAUUACUGGCAUCCAUCCUUCUGACAGAGGUGUCUUGUUCCGUGGUAUUGGUUGGCGAAUGGCUCGCUCUGGGCUGGCAUCAUUCAUUAUUGUAGGAAGUUAUUUAUUUGUUGCUGAUCAGCUUGGUUCUAGUUUGACUUAAUUACCACAUAUUCAUACCCCGAUUUUGGUUAAUAAGUAAUUGUAAUGUUUAAUAUAUUUUUUUCUGGAGAAGUCAUGUAAUUUGGGAUGCUGCUCUGUGCUAGUUAGUAAAGAAAAAUAGAGCGGAGACAGUACUUGAUGUACCCGGAUUGUAGUCCAGAUAGAAAAAGAUAAUUUGUUCAAUACAUAUAAAUGAUCCUUGAUGUGGGGAUUCACAAUGGGAAUUUGAUUUUUUAAUUCUCUUGUACAAGAGUUUGUACCUUCCAAUGACUGGUAAUUAAAUAAGAAUAUACAUUUUCUGCUUGUUCA